Messenger RNA from Cetraspora pellucida, 492 nucleotides. The record is from the annotation of a GenBank genome assembly. NCBI's taxonomy places the organism in Eukaryota, Fungi, Glomeromycota, Glomeromycetes, Diversisporales, Gigasporaceae.
AUGCCACCCAAAAGACAAUUAACCAGCAAAUCAACAAGAAGUACGAAAAAAAAAAUCAAUACUUCACAAACAGAACUGGAGGUAUCUCAACCUUUAAAUAAUUCGCAAGCAUCUAAAAAGCCACGAAAAUCACAUCAAGCAAAGGAAAAAGAAAAUAUAAAUCUGAAUAAUGAGGAAACACCUUUAAGAUCUCCAGUUACUUCAAAUCAACUGCAAGAUUUACAGUCUAAACAAUAUGCUGAACAGUAUUAUCAACCAAGUCGCACACCUUCUAUAGAACCAGAUUAUAUCAAAGAUCAUUCUAAUGAACAUAUGUCUGAUUAUGAAGACGAGUCUUUAGAAGAUAGAUUAUCGGAGGAUGAAAUUUUUUCUUCACUUAACCAGUACAAUUCGACCUCUUUAAAUAUUCAACAUGCAAGUUCUUAUACAAGAAUUCAACAAAAUGAAGUUUAUAUGAAAGUUCCAACUCCAUGUAAUGAACUUUCUUUUUAA